AUGGGAGGAAUUAUCCGCCGCCAUCAUCUGGCACUCAAAGACUUUCUCGAAUACUACGAGGAAGAUGCAAAACGUCUGCAAGAGACUGUCGUUCCGGGUUUAGCUCACAGUCAGACGGUCUCGUCGGUAUGGGCUCUCGAGAAACUACCGCCUCCAGCAGUUGCACUGCUAGGGGUGCUGUCCAUCCUCGAUCCUGAUGGAAUUCCAGAGACAAUUCUUUUCGAAGGUGCCAAGUGUGUCGAGCUGGACGACUACCCUAAGAAAAAGAGCGACUACUUCGAUGCAAGAGGGGAGCUCAUCAAAUCAUCUCUGGCCACCAGGAACGCUGAUACAGAGGAGAUUCGUAUCCACCGCCUUGUCCAAGAUGUGGUCCGACAGAAGAUGAGCGCCACGAAUGUCAUCGCUGUGUUCAACGCCACUAUAGCUCUCUUGUCUGCGGUUUAG
Molecule: messenger RNA, 444 nt
Organism: Cadophora gregata
Lineage: Eukaryota; Fungi; Ascomycota; Leotiomycetes; Helotiales; Ploettnerulaceae
Exons: 1
Coding region: 1-444 (147 amino acids)
Source: RefSeq, a predicted model, not a curated record